Molecule: messenger RNA, 6843 nt
Organism: Anopheles stephensi (Asian malaria mosquito)
Lineage: Eukaryota; Metazoa; Arthropoda; Insecta; Diptera; Culicidae
Product: protein stoned-B
Exons: 6
Coding region: 32-4195 (1387 amino acids)
Biological process (GO): clathrin-dependent endocytosis; regulation of endocytosis; synaptic vesicle endocytosis
Cellular component (GO): synaptic vesicle; AP-2 adaptor complex
Molecular function (GO): clathrin-cargo adaptor activity
Source: RefSeq, a predicted model, not a curated record
UAGGUGCGUGUGCUUAACUUUCUAAACGAAAAUGGCGAACCCUUUCUUAAUGGAUGAUGAGGCGUUGGGAGGCAACGACCCAACGCCGAACCCGUUCCUUUUCGGGGACGAUGGUCCAGCGGGUGGUGAAGAGUCGGACAAUCCGUUUCUCGCGCAAGGUGGAGGUAGCAAUCCGUUUGCGGACUUUGGUGGUGGAGGCGAUGAGGAAAUGCCGAUGGCCGUCACCUCGGCGAUGGAUCUGUUCGGUGUUGGUGAUCCAGUGGUAGUGACGUCCGGUGCACAACUAUUUCUCGCUAGCGAUCAUGUAAUGACGUCUACGGCGGCACCCACUGGUGUAGCUGUGGGCCUUCCGGAUCCAGCGCUAGGGUCAGCCGUAGGUGCGCCAAAUGGUGGCGCAAAUGCUAACUUCUUCCACACCACAAUCAACGAGGAGGAUGAUCUGAUUAUCCCGAAACCGACGCACCUGCACCUAGGAUCGAACACUACGGCCGCCCUGAUGGAUCCGGACGGUGCGGCAGCGCUGUAUUCGAGCGAGGACGAACUAUCGCGCGGUGGUCCCAGACCCCACAAACCUGUUCCACCCCGUCCGAUACCACCUUCGACCGCCACUCAACAGCUGAUCAGUUCGAUCGCUGACCAGCUCGAUCAGACCAGCACCAAUCUGUUGCAGAAAAUCCCAGUUACCCGUACACCGAGCCCAGUGUCGAUGCGUGACCUUCACUCGCCGAGUCCCACGCCGGGAGAUUUUGGAGAUUUGAUGACGGGCAGCACCGGGGACCCAGUAUCCUCCGCCACCGGUGACAAUCCGUUUGCGGAUGAACCAGCUGCGGGAGAUACUAUAGCGCCGGUGCAGAAACCACCUCGCCCAAGGCCUCCUCCACCAAGACCAGCUCCCCCGAAAAGUUCGUUGGCAUCGUCUCCGGUCAAUCCACCACCUGCUGCUGCUGCUGCAACAGCUCAAGAACCGGACCUGUUCGAUCUGUUCGGUACGGGUCCCGCACCGAAACCGGCCGCGCCUCCCAAGCCACCUGCACCGAAAACGAAGGAAGACAUUCUGUCACUGUUCUCCCAGCCAGCACAACCGACCACGGCUGCAAUGGCACCGAGGCCCUCGAAACCGGACCUGCUAAGUGAUGAUCUGGACGAUCUGCUUGGGGGUAUGCCGGCGGCAGCCGGAACCGGAUCGGAGGCAGCAUUCGUCCCGAACUUGGCGGAGAAUUUGGCUACCGUUGUGCAACCGUUGGCGACCGUACCGACGGUAGUGCCAGCACCAGUUGCUCCAGUUCCACCACCGAAACCUCCGCCACCGGCCGUCGUACAGCAGCAGCUACAACAAAAACAACAGCCCCUUCCACAGGAAGUUCCACACCAGGAGGAACCACUGCCGGAGGAACCUCUGCAGGAAGACCAUUCCGCACCGGAAAGUUUCAUCGAACCGUCGCCUGAGAUUGUGCUGGAGGUUGCACCGGCAUCGGAUCCGAGCGAUGCCAUGCGUUCGGAGGUAUCGUCCGAGUACAGCCCGACUGGGUCGAAUAUUACGUCCGGCAAUAUACCUAGCUCGGUGUCGGGCAGUAUCGUUAAUCUGCCGACGCUCGACCGUGCACCGAUCGGCGGUAUCGAGAUGGAGAUGGACACGGCUCCGGAAGACGCGAUUGCGCCAGCCGAACCAAUCGAGCCAAUCGAUUACAACCAUGUGGAGCAACCUCACACGACGCUGUUCGAAGCGCCGGCCAGCGCUGCGACACAAUACUACGGUGAGACGCUGCAGGAUCAGCUGAUAGGCGGUACGAACGGUAGUGCCACGGUAAAUCCGUUCGCAAUGGUAGACGAUGAGGAACCGGCGAUGGUCGCACCAUCCGUUGACAGUGGAUUAGCCUACGCUAAUGAGCUGUUUGGGGCGACCAAUUUGGCGAACAAUAACAACACGAUGGUCUCGCAUCACCCGCCAGAACCGGAUGCGUUCGAUUCGUUCGCGGCCAAGUUCGAGGGCAAACAGACUGGCGUUAGUGGUGGUGUCGGUGGACUAACAACUGGUGCGACGGGACGCCCGGAGAACAUCUUCCUAGACGACGGUGACCUCGGUGGAGGAGGUGGUCAUGCUGCCGAGCUGGACGCUUUCGGUGGUGAUGCUUGGGGUACAGGAGCACCGGGUGGAAUGGGUGGGUUCGACGAUGCGAAGGGUGAUGGGUUCGGUAACGACGAUGGUUUCGAUGAUCCUUUCCUGAGCAUGCAGGCACCGCCUGCUCCGGAGGGCACACCCUUCGGAAGAUCGCACUCGCGCGAUUCGGACGAAGGCCGUGAGUUUAAUGUGGUAAUUCGGCCGAAAGAAGGCGUGGAGACACAAUACUCGGCUCUAGCGCUAGCACCACCACCCAAGAGCCCACAGACGGCUUCCAUCUACUCUGGUGACUCUUCGCCGCGGGUGAAUCCGUUCGAGCGCAGCGAUGAAGGUGAACCCAUUCCCGUGAGCAUGCCGGAUAAACCGCAGCUGGAGCGUACCGAUUCGCAGGAAACACCCCCGACGCCAUUGUUUGACGAGGAUGUGUCGCAACCGUUGGAAGAUUUCCCGCGCGUCAUCUACCACGGCGACGGGUGGGAGAUGCAGCUGCGCCAACCGAACAAGAAAAAGAUCACCGGACAACGGUUCUGGAAGAAGAUCUUCAUCCGGUUGGUGUAUCAGGGUGAUAGUCCGGUGCUCCAGCUGUUGAACGCGGCAACGGAUAAGGAACCGUUCCAGGAGCUACCGCUGCAGGCGUGCUACUCGGUGUCGGAGAUCGGUGCCCAGCAGUACGACAACUUUGGCAAGAUCUUCACGAUCAAGCUGCAGUAUGUGUUCUACAAGGAGCGACCGGGCGUGAGACCGGGCCAGGUGACCAAGGCGGAACGGUUGACGAACAAGCUGAGCCAGUUUGCGGCGUACGCUAUCCAGGGCGAUUAUCAGGGCGUGAAAGAGCUGGGCAGUGAUCUGAAAAAGCUUGGACUGCCGGUUGAGCAUGCGCCCCAGAUAUCGCAGCUGUUUAAGCUGGGCUCGAUGAACUACGAGGAUAUGAAGCAGUUCUCGGUAUGCAUUGAGGAGGCACUGUUCAAGAUGAAUGUGCAUCGGGAUCGGGCACUCACGUACAAGACUGAGGAGGUGCAGGUGACGGCGGUGGACGAGCUGUACGUCGAGCAGGACGCUGAAGGGCACGUGAUGAAGCAAAUCGCACGUGUCCGAUUGUUCUUCCUCGCCUUCCUCACGGGCAUGCCCGACAUUGAGCUGGGCGUGAACGAUCUGUGGCGUCAGGGUAAGGAGGUGGUCGGCCGCCAUGACAUCAUACCGGUGGUGACGGAAGAGUGGAUUCGGCUGGAGGGUGUCGAGUUUCAUACCUGCGUCCAGCAGGACGAGUACGAGCGUAGCCGCACGAUCAAGUUUAAGCCACCGGAUGCGUGCUACAUCGAGCUGAUGCGGUUCCGUAUCCGACCGCCCAAGAACCGUGAGCUGCCACUGCAGCUGAAGGCGACGUGGUGUGUGACGGGCAACAAGGUGGAGUUGCGUGCGGAUGUUCUCGUGCCCGGGUUUGCAUCCCGCAAGCUGGGCCAGAUACCGUGCGAAGAUGUCUCGAUACGUUUCCCUAUUCCCGAGUGCUGGAUCUAUCUGUUUCGCGUAGAGAAACAUUUUAGAUAUGGUUCGGUGAAAUCGGCCCAUCGGCGUACGGGCAAGAUUAAGGGCAUCGAGCGCAUUCUGGGCACGGUCGAUACGCUGCAGGAGUCGCUGAUCGAGGUAACGUCCGGGCAGGCAAAGUAUGAGCAUCACCAUCGUGCGAUUGUGUGGCGAUGUCCGCGGCUGCCGAAGGAAGGCCAGGGUGCCUACACAACGCAUCAGCUUGUCUGCCGGAUGGCACUGACCAGCUUUGACCAGAUCCCGGAACAGCUGGCACCGUACGCGUACGUAGAGUUUACGAUGCCGGCGACGCAAGCCUCUCACACGACGGUGCGCUCAGUCAGCGUGCAGGACUCAGAGAGUGACGAACCGCCGGAGAAGUAUGUGCGCUAUCUCGCUCGUCAUGAGUACCGUGUUGGCAUUGAACAUACUACCGGUGAGUCGUUAAAUCCUUACCUAGCAGCGACCACCGUUACGAAGCAACCGAUCCAGGAAGAACAACCGAUGGCAACCACACCGAUCGCACCGAGUGAUUCUGACUCCGAUUCCAACUAAAAAAAAAAACCAUCGCUGACCAGUUCGUGGAUGUUAAAUACUCACUAUACUGAAUACUCACACAACCAACAAACAGACACGCAGAGUCAGGAUUCUACGCUACUAUUACGUAUUGAUACAUGCACAUGUGCAUACGGAUGCAUGCAUUACAUAUAAUACCAUAGAGGGAACUUAUAGCUGUUAUUGAAUUAUAUUAGUUGGACAAUAAAAAAAACGACACAGACACACACACACACAGAAAGAGAACUGGAUGAGAUAAGAGAGGGACGAGAUAAAAAGACAGGGAGAGAGAUGACACUGUUUCUCCCUGGUGUCUGUAUCUACCAGCACAGCGCGACCGGCUUGUUAAGCUUAACUAACACACACAAAACCGGGAUUUAAGUUGCUAUGUACCCUGUUUCGGUUUCGUUCAACCAUGUGAAGCGUCUUACGACAUUGCCCUUCGUUUGCUAGAUUGAAAGCUUCCUUUCCUCGGUUUGGUCUAACAAGAUCGGUCCAGCACGGUACGGUAGUAACAGACGAGAAACAAUUGUGCAGUCAGCAGCAAUACUUAGCUUUUACAGCCGAAUGACCGAAACGCACGUUGUAUCGUUAGUGUUUGUGUGCCAGGUGUCUACGUGAAAGCGCGUUGCAGAGUAAGAUAUUAAUUAGGGGACUAGGGCACAUAAUCUAUCCAAAAACACACACACGUAUCUACACACGAACAGUCUUGUGCUCGAGUGUUGGUGGUGGCGAUAUAUAGCAAUUUUGUUUAAAUCAGGCUCCCUUAAGCUUAUCCGUUAAAUGCUUACAGCCACCAUGGGUAGGUGUGUUGGUUACUAUCACCCUUCAGCUGCUGUGUCAAGACGUUGCACCUGCACACCCCAUUACGCCAAUUGCCCGGUGAGCAUCUCACUGUACAUACAACUAUACAAGCUUUCUUUGUGUGGCGGUAACCAAUCCAGUACUUGCGACGGUGAUGAUUAUACAUAUAACUUCAAGCUACCUUAAGUAUAGUAUUAUAUCGCUUCCUCUAGCUGUACUGCUUACCCACGACCAAAUGGCCAAGGCCCAGAUAAUUAGGAAAUUAGUUAUGGGGAAGCACCGGAACCGGAUGUCGAGGUUUACACGUGUGAUCGCUUCCCAAUUUGUCAUUCCCAUCGUUACGCGGCAGUUUAUUUGGAGCAUACGUUAGACGUGUUUACGUAUUCCUAUGAACUGGUUUCAAUCGGUCCGGGCUAGUCGGUAUAGUGCUUUCGUUAGGUUCGUAUGGUAACAUAUCAUUAGACAUUCCAAUGGCAGCCAUUACCGUUCAAUGGUUCUCUCGUCCGGGUACGUUCCUUAUUUACUAGUGCGAGCAGAUAAAGCUCCCUAAUAUUUUUUUUUGCUAGUUUAUGUGAUUUGAUCUUCAUUUAUCUUCUCGCAUCCCGACCUUCCUGCCUACGUUGCUUUACCCACGAUAACAAGAGUUUUUAAAAGAACGCAAACUUUAAACCAAGAAUUAUAUACCACGGUUAAGUCGUUGUUUGUUGAUUGUGAAUGAGACUAUGUUAUAAUUUGCGAUGUUAGGAUGCACAGACACACACACACCCGAAAGGGUACGUAAAAUUGUUGAAACACGUGUUUGGUGGAAAAAUGGCGCUGAAACUAGAGUGAUUGCAUACAUAAUAGACACAUAUGGUUCACACCAUUACACUUACCCUGAUUGAAACAAAAAGAAAACAGAACGAAACGUAGCAAAUAUAAACCAACUAUAGUAACUAAACAUAGAAAAGCAAAAACCCCUCCCAAAAAAAAAAGCAAAGAAACAAAAGCAAAACCCUAUAUACGUGUAACAUGGUUGAUUAAUGUAGACAUUGCUAUUGCUAGCCGGUGAAAGGUAACAAAAAAUCGAAAUACGAAAAGUGAAAGUGAGAAACGAAAAACUAAACAUUUCUCCCUACCCCGGUGAAUGAAAAAAAAAAAAACUAUAAAGACAUAAAAAUAUAAAGAAACGAUAUAAAAAAGGAAAGGAGACAAAAAAAAAACACAGCUAAUAAUAUCGCGCAAUAAAGAUAUUUCGCUCGAAAACGGCUGGUAGAAGAAAAUCAAGCAAGAGGAAAAAAACACAGACGGACGAGAUGCGAAAAUAAUAUACAUAUAUACAUAGAUAUAUUAUAUAUAUAAAUGAGAACAAAAAAGGCAAAACUAGAUAUAUAUACAUGAAAGAUAUAUACAUCACCUAUUGGGCGAGUUUACAACACUAUUCGUACGGGUGGCGAUGCGCAGCUGGAAGGAUGUAUGAGGGAUGUGGAUUGAUUGAAUGAUUCAAACUUCAAAUCAUUUGGCCAUUUGGGUUGGCUUUGAACGAUCUAUACCGGGCGGGGGCGGGAGAAGGAAUAGGACAGAUACAUAGCAAGAGUAUAAAUGAUCUGCAGGCAGUUAAAACUACUUAAAGUAGCUCUAUUCAACUCAUUAAAAAACAGACACACACAAAUAACAGUUCAGUAUUCCCUGCAGUGUACGGAUGGUGGUCGUUAGGCCGCUCGCCACCGUACCUGGUACCGGACCAGGUUAAUAUUAUACACCCAAAACACGAUCAGCAAAAACCCGAUAAGAUGAUAACAUGUAUGCGUCAGAUAGCAGGUAAAGAAAAUAAUCGAUACAGGCAAAAAAGGGCAUUAUGUCGG